GGUGGUGAUGGCCUGCGAGAACCAGCACAUGGGAGAGGACAUGGUGCUGGAGCCGGGGCUCGUCAUGAUCUUCGCUCAUGGGGUGGAGGAGAUAUGAGAGGAGUGGUGGAGAUAUGGGGGGUUUGGGGUUGUGAGUGUUGGUUGUGGAGGAGAGAUGAAAAAAAUGCAGUUUGGAGAUGACAGGGGUUUGAUGGACUUGGGUUUUUCCCUCAUGGAGUGGAGGAGAUCUGAAAAAAAUCCACCUUGGGAUGGAGGGGGGUUUGUGAAGGAGAUGUGAAAAAAAUCCAAUUUGGAGAUAACAGGGGUUUGCUGGACUUGGAUUUUUCCCUCAUGGAGUGGAGGAGAUUUGAGAAAAAUUCACCUUGGGAUGGAGGGGGGUUUGUGGAGUUGGGGGUUUUGGGGUUGGGAGUGUUGGUUGUGGAGGAGACCCAAAAAAAAUCCAAUUUGGAGAUAACAGGGGUUUGCUGGACUUGGAUUCUUAGUGGUCAUGGAGUGGAGAUCCAAAAUAAUCCAACAUGGGACACUGGGGGUUUCCUGGACUUGGGGUUUUGGGGUUGUCAUUAUUGGUCGUGGAGGAGAGCUGAAAAAAAUCCAAUUUGGAGAC
This is a messenger RNA of Zonotrichia albicollis (white-throated sparrow), 604 nucleotides long. Lineage: Eukaryota; Metazoa; Chordata; Aves; Passeriformes; Passerellidae. The record is from RefSeq and is a predicted model, not a curated record.